GGUUCAAGCCUAUGGGCGUUUGUGUGAUGCUCUCCAAUUUUUUCUUGCUUUUUAUUAAACUAGACCUUCUGAAAUUUCUCACGGUGACGAUUGGCAAGAGGAGUUUGCCAAAAUCCUUAACUACGACCAACGAUUAAAAACGGUAGAGUAGUCAUAGAUGGAUCGGCACACUGUGAUCUUAGAACACUCAUAGACCAAGGACCAGCGAUAUUGCCAGACAGUGUUUGGAGUUCUCACUUACUUCGAUUUUCAUAUUAGCUGACGUCGAAAAAGCCUAUCCGAACAUAAAUUCAAGUGGUACAAAUCAUGUCAAAAGGGUUGAAAAACAAUGUUACAGCCAUUACACUGGACAAAUAUCAAUAUACGGGUCCGACACAUUCCUUCUUCUCUAUCGAGUCACGGAAGAAAAAAUUUGAUUAUUAUAACUAACAUAA
Messenger RNA from Caenorhabditis elegans, 434 nucleotides. NCBI's taxonomy places the organism in Eukaryota, Metazoa, Nematoda, Chromadorea, Rhabditida, Rhabditidae. The record is from the annotation of a RefSeq genome assembly.